Monascus purpureus is the source of this 1809-nucleotide messenger RNA. The record is from the annotation of a GenBank genome assembly. Lineage: Eukaryota; Fungi; Ascomycota; Eurotiomycetes; Eurotiales; Aspergillaceae.
AUGAGGGAAGUUAAUUUCAGCAUACCCAAUGUGAACAAGGCCUCGGUCAACAUCACAACCACGCUUUACGAUCGGCGUGCCCUCGAUUGCACUUCUACGCUACCUCUUAUCAACUCCCUCAAUCAUCUCGCCUAUCUCACCACAUCCUCGGCUCGAAUCCGGGACAUCCUCACCGUCGACGGUGGCAUUGAACGCUUGGUAUGCAUUCUCAAGGAAGGCAGGAGCAAGGAUGUGAUGGAAAUGUGGAAAUGGAGCCUCGCCUUUCAGUGCGUUGUCAAUAUCGGGGUUCGGGGAUCGGAGAGCGUAAGGACGAGAGUUGUCGAAGCCGACAUGGUACCGGUUAUUGCUACCCUCCUGGACAAUUAUAUUAAAGUGAUGGAGAAGGUGCGCGCGCGUACCGACCCGGAGCCACAAAGGCAUGCCUCGAGGACUCUCAAGCCCUCUGGGGCUGCUAAUGACACCAUUGGGCGAACUUCGCUCGUUGAUCCUCUACCCAACGUUGAGCAGCACCCGUCUCGCCGACAUCUCCCUCCCAGCAUCGAAAUACCCCAGCAAUUCUUACAAAACAACAGCGCUGCAGAUGCCAAUGCCAUGGAAAAUUCAUCAGUCCCCCGUAUGUCGAUGACUUCCCCUCCAGAACAAGGCACUUCUGGUCAGGAGGUGCACAAUCAUCGACCAAACAAUGCCCACUAUCAAUCCACAAGUCGUCGUUUCAGAGCUCUUCAGCCCUUAUCUACUGCUAUGCCUCCCAUGGAUACCGCUGACGGGUUCGGCUUGCGACCCGUCCACGACACUGAAAGGAUUCCCAGUAUGCUCCCCAGGCUGCAGACUGGUCUAGCAUCUCAACCCGAGUCCCCAACCACUCCAAGCGGCCCUUCACAAACACGGAGCAUUCCGCAGGCUACUAUUCGAAGACCACGGCCUGUAAUCAGCCAGCGGCCGUCCACCUCCGCCGAAUCUGAUGAUGCGAACGGCGACGAUUCCGCUGCCACAGGCGAUGAUAAUGUUACGGGAGAAGUAGCCGAACCAAUUGUCGGUCUUCAGAACCAGAUGGAUAUUGAUGGCGUCGGAAAUAGACAGGCCUUGCUGGAUGAUGUGACAGGUACGCACGGUUUGACAGUGACCGAUCCAUCUGAAGGGCAGGAUGAGGAGGGCUUUAAUAUCACCCACCAUUCUACUGUAGAUGCCAGUAUCGUCAAUAAUGCUGCCACAACGCAGGCGGAUGGCACAUUGGGUCUUUCUCCUAACCAGACCCCCAACAACCAGAACUCACCGUCUCUUGUUCCAAACCUCCAUACACUUUACCUCCGCGACCGUUCCGCCAUCUCGACCCAGAGUGUUCUGACAAUGAUGCCACGGGAUGAAGAUGUGUUGAUGUCCCUCCAGCUCCUGGCCUACGUUUCCAAGUACUGCAAUCUUCGCUCCUAUUUCCAACGCUCCCACUUUGUUCCCAAACUCAAAAUCGACCGGGAACUUCAAAUGUUGGACGAGGCUAGCAGUUCUUCGUCUCAAUCCGAGCCGAUCAUGGAAGAAGAAGACGAAUAUCUACUGCCUGACGACAUUAAUAUCUUUCCAUUGGUCGAGAAGUUCACGGUCAGGCACCAUUCUAAAGACAUGCAGUACUGGGCAUCUAUUGUUAUGCGAAAUCUCUGCCGCAAGGACGAGUCUCGAGGUGGGAUUCGCCAAUGUGCCUAUUACAAGUGCGGGAAGUGGGAGGAGUUCCAACGGCAGUUUGCGAAAUGCCGCCGUUGCCGCCGCACAAAGUAUUGCAGCAAGGACUGCCAGAAAGCAGCCGGCGUUACCAUUUAA